Microsporum canis CBS 113480 is the source of this 1929-nucleotide messenger RNA. RefSeq names its product 26S proteasome non-ATPase regulatory subunit 3. Bases 1 to 1929 code for a protein of 642 amino acids. The transcript is spliced from 3 exons. Gene Ontology annotation, biological process: regulation of protein catabolic process; ubiquitin-dependent protein catabolic process. Lineage: Eukaryota; Fungi; Ascomycota; Eurotiomycetes; Onygenales; Arthrodermataceae. Gene Ontology annotation, molecular function: enzyme regulator activity. Gene Ontology annotation, cellular component: proteasome regulatory particle, lid subcomplex; proteasome complex. The record is from RefSeq and is a predicted model, not a curated record.
AUGCCUGCAGAGAAGCGGACGCUUCGCUCUAAUCGAUCAGACGCCUCGGCAGACGGCGAGAAACCCCGUUCUAAUUCGCAAAGCUCCAGUUCCAACAAAGAUAAAGCUGCUCCGACUCGCCCUGCGGCGUCACGAGGCAAGGCAGCGCCAGCCAGGAAACCGGCCUCAGGCUCAAAAAAGCCCACAACCGAGGACGCCUCACACUCCAAGGGCUCAGAUGCUGUCGAGAACGGCGUGAAUGGCUCAGAGGACGUGCAGAUGAGUGAAGAGCAUGUGAACGGGUCUGUAUCACCCAAGCAGCGCGACGACAACGAUGGUGACGAAGAGAUGACUGUUGUUGUACCUCCAUCGAAAACUUCGAGACUAUCGGGAGAGCCUGAUAAGAACCGUAGCGAGACCAAGAUGGAUAUAGACCAAGAUGAGGAUGCCCAGCAGGAUGAGGUGGUUGACCCGGUUGAGAAGGCUCAGUCAGAUAUCAGAAUAAAUUUCACAUUACUCGAGAGAGCUGUCGUGCAUUUUGAUCUACGCUUCACUCUCCGGGUUCUACGGACUAUCUCUUCGAUGCGUAAACAUCUGUCUGCAGACCUCAUCGCCAGCGUAAUCACGACUACAUACCAGCGUUCGGAUCCCACCGCUUCCUUCCUCUUGGCUGCCCUUGAUAGACAGUCUGCGUUUGAUAAUGUCAUCGAAGAUGUCGCGAUGGAAGAUGCUUCUGAUCAAAAAUCUGCUCAAGCCAAGGCCACUUCGCCCAAAGAGACCCUGCCCGAGAUCGACGUCUACCUUUCCAUUCUCGUUCAGAUUUAUCUGUAUGACGAGAAGUGUACUGAAAAGGGCGCCGAAUUUUCACAGAAGCUGGUCGAGAAGCUGAGGACGCAUAACCGGAGAACUCUGGACUGUCUGGCUGCUCGAGCGUACUUUUACUAUUCUCUCUUUUUCGAACAGCUAAAACCGCUUCCCCCAUCACCCACUGCAGCCGUCAUAUCUAUCCGGCCAGCGCUUCUUGCUGCUCUGAGGACGGCCGUGCUGCGCAAAGACACGGAUAUCCAGGCAACCGUCACUACUCUCUUGCUUCGCAACUACCUGUCCACCUCCCACAUCUCCCAAGCUGAUCUUUUCAUCUCCCACUCCGAGUUCCCUGUUGCUGCAUCCAACAACCAGAUCGCUCGGUAUCUCUACUAUCUAGGCAGGAUCCGAGCUAUCCAGCUGCGAUACACUGAUGCUCACCAGCAUCUGGUGGGCGCCACCCGGAAGUCCCCGUCGUCCUUGAGCGCAGGCGGCUUCUACCAGGCGUCGAUGAAGCUGCUUGUCGUCGUGGAGCUCUUGAUGGGAGACAUACCGGACCGUGCCAUCUUCCGUCAGGCGGCUCUGGAGCGUUCAAUGUAUCCAUACUUCCUGCUGGUACGAGCCGUCAGCGUUGGCGAUCUAGACGGAUUCCAGAAGAUCGUCCAGACCUACGGCCCGGUAUUCCGGAAGGACAGCACCUACACACUCAUCCUCCGACUACGACAGAAUGUCAUAAAGACCGGUAUUCGCAUGAUGUCGUUGUCGUACACUCGUAUUUCCCUGCGUGAUAUCUGUCUCCGUCUGGGCCUGGAUAGCGAGGAGUCUGCUGAGUAUAUUGUUGCAAAGGCCAUAAGAGACGGAGUGAUCGAAGCUUCGUUGGACCAUGAGCAGGGCUACAUGAAGAGCAAGGACAUUGGCGAUGUGUACGCCACCCAGGAGCCGGGAGAGGUCUUCCACGAGCGUAUCCAAGCCUGCUUGGGUCUCCAUGACGAGAGUGUCAAGGCCAUGAGGUUCCCCAUGAACCAGCAUCGACUUGAGCUGAAGAAUGCCCAGGAAGCACGCGAGCGCGAGAGGGAGUUGGCCAAAGAGAUCGUAGAAGGCGACAUGGAUGACGACGAUGCCGGCGGUGACUUCGAUGGCAUCUAG